Molecule: messenger RNA, 4627 nt
Organism: Periophthalmus magnuspinnatus
Lineage: Eukaryota; Metazoa; Chordata; Actinopteri; Gobiiformes; Gobiidae
Gene: grm2a
Product: glutamate receptor, metabotropic 2a
Exons: 6
Coding region: 380-3061 (893 amino acids)
Biological process (GO): regulation of synaptic transmission, glutamatergic; G protein-coupled glutamate receptor signaling pathway
Cellular component (GO): membrane
Molecular function (GO): group II metabotropic glutamate receptor activity
Source: RefSeq, a predicted model, not a curated record
GUUCAGCACCGUGGACAGCUCCCACCCCAGCGCCCUGUCACCGACCACUGCUCCUGUUGUGUUUUUUUCUUUCUUUCUUUCUUUCUUACCAAAACCUCAAAGUGUUGCUGCAGUCAGACGAGAUGAGUGCGCGUAAACUCUGGACAUUUGGAAACUAAACCAGGCUCUCAUCUCAACAACAACAACAACAAGACGCGGCCAGAGCGAUGUUACUGCUGCUACCGCUAAAAUAAUGGCUUCUAUCCCCAUCAAACAACCACUGAUUUAAGCUUGGGACUCUUUCAACUACCUCCUUUCAUUAUCCACACAAUCAAAGCACAAGCCGACCCGGAAGACCCCCUCCCUCCCCCCAAAAAAAAGGCCACCGAACUCCGGGGACAUGCCUUUGCCGAGACGCCGUGUGCCGGGGGUGACCUUUGCCCCCCUCCGUGCUUGGAUGUCCUGCUUUAGUCUGUUAUGUUUAAGUUUAUCGGUGUUUCCCUAUGAGGCCAGCGGUUUACCAGCGGUCGGGUACAACUUGGACACGAAGAAGGAGAUAACUCUAGAUGGGGAUCUGAUGAUUGGCGGUUUGUUCCCCGUGCACCAGAAAGGCGAAGGAGCGGAGGAUUGUGGGAAAAUUAAUGCCCAAAGAGGCAUACAGAGACUGGAAGCGAUGUUGUUAGCGCUGGAUGAGAUUAAUAAAGAUGAAAGGAUCCUGCCGGGGAUGAGGCUGGGGGCGCACAUUUUGGACACUUGUUCCAAAGAUACUUACGCGCUAGAGCAGAGUCUGGAGUUUGUGAGGGCGUCCCUGACCAAAGUGGACGACAGCGAGUACACCUGUCCCGACGGAUCGUACGCCAUUCACGACGACGUACCGCUCGCCAUCUCAGGGGUCAUCGGGGGGUCGUACAGCGAUGUGUCCAUACAGGUGGCCAAUCUCCUACGUCUCUUCCAGAUCCCUCAGAUCAGCUACGCCUCAACCAGCGCCAAACUCAGCGACAAAACCCGAUAUGAUUACUUCGCCCGCACCGUCCCGCCCGACUUCUACCAGGCUAAAGCUAUCGCCGAAAUCCUACGCUACUUCAACUGGACCUACGUCUCCACUGUCGCCUCUGAGGGGGACUACGGCGAAACCGGAAUCGACGCUUUCCAACAAGAGGCUCGGGCGAGACAGAUCUGUAUCGCAACCUCCGCCAAAGUCAGCCGCUCGAUGAGUAGAUGGAGCUACGAAAACGUAAUCCGAUCGUUGCAGCAAAAAUCCAACGCCAAAGUGGUUAUCUUGUUCACACGAAGCGAAGACGCCAGGGAGUUGCUAGUCGCGGCUAACCGGAUGAACGUGACUUUUACGUGGGUGGCUAGCGACGGCUGGGGGGCGCAAGAGAGCGUGGUGAGAGGUAGCGAAGCGGUAGCGGAUGGGGCGUUCACGAUAGAGCUAGCUUCCUACGAAAUCCCGCAGUUUAACAAUUAUUUCACAAACCUGCAUCCGUACAACAACACGAGGAAUCCGUGGUUCAGGGAGUUUUGGGAGAACCAGUUCCAGUGCAGCCUCCAUGAUUUGGGAUGUGGGAAGCAUUCGCUCAGAGAUGUGCCGUUUCAGCCGGAGUCAAAGAUCAUGUUUGUGGUGAACGCGGUCUACUCCAUGGCCCACGCGUUACAUCACAUGAGACAGGCCUUGUGUCCAAACUCCACCAAAGUCUGUGACGCUCUAAAACCAGGCAACGGCAGGAAGUUCUACAGAGACUACAUCCUCAAGGUCAAGUUUGAAGCUCCGUUCCAUCCCCCUGACCGUCAAAAUGUUGUCCGCUUCGACGCCUUCGGAGACAGCAUCGGCCGCUACAAUAUCUUCCACUACCACAAGGAAGACGGACGUUACGUUUACCAAAAAGUCGGCUACUGGGCUCAAGGUUUGGUCCUCAACACUAGCCGAAUCCCAUGGCCGUCCCAAGUCGCCCCCACCUCCCAGUGUAGCGACCCCUGCAGGAAGAACGAAGUAAAGAACAUGCAACCUGGAGAUGUGUGCUGUUGGAUUUGCAUACCCUGUCAACCGUACCAAUAUCUACAAGAUGAGUUCACGUGUGCGGACUGUAGUUUUGGACAAUGGCCUCUUGCUAAUUUAACCGGUUGCUACGACUUACCGGAGGAGUAUAUUCGCUGGGAAGACGCUUGGGCAAUCGGACCGGUAACCAUUUCGUGUCUUGGAAUGAUGUGUACCUUAUUUGUGAUUGGGAUUUUCCUCAAGCACAACGAAACGCCUGUCGUCAAAGCUAGCGGGCGCGAACUUUGCUAUAUCCUCUUGCUAGGAGUGCUAAUGUGCUACUGCAUGACUUUUAUAUACAUCGCUAAGCCCUCCACUGCGGUUUGCACGCUACGGCGGCUAGGUUUGGGAACGUCGUUUGCGGUAUGCUACUCUGCGUUGCUAACCAAGACCAACCGCAUCGCCAGAAUAUUCAGCGGAGUGAAAGAUGGAGCGCAAAGACCUCGGUUUAUAAGUCCUGCGUCGCAAGUGGCUAUAUGCGGAGCGCUAAUAUCUUGCCAGCUGGUCGUGGUGGUGGUUUGGAUGCUAGUUGAAGCUCCAGGAGUGAGGAAAGAAGUUAGCCCGGAGAAAAGGGACAUAGUAACGCUAAAGUGUAACAGCAGAGACACUAGCAUGCUGAUAUCGCUGACGUACAACUGCAUCUUGAUUAUCCUGUGCACCUUCUACGCGUUCAAAACCAGGAAGUGUCCCGAAAACUUCAACGAGGCAAAGUUCAUCGGGUUCACCAUGUACACCACCUGCAUCAUCUGGCUCGCCUUCCAGCCCAUCUUCUACGUCACCGCCAGUGAUUACAGGGUGCAGACCACCACCAUGUGUAUCUCGGUGAGUCUGAGUGGCUCGGUGGUCCUGGGCUGUCUGUUUGCUCCAAAGGUUCACAUCAUCCUGUUCCAGCCUCAGAAGAACGUGUGCACUCUGCGGACCGCCACCACACGCUUCAGCGUCACCACCGGACAGGGCUCCAGCUUCUCUCAGGCGUCAGCCUCAAACGUGGUUCCCACAGUGUGUAACGGCCGUGAGGUGGUGGACUCUACAACCUCGUCCCUGUGAAGAGGAGCCUGGUCUCUCAAAUACAUCAGUCACUAUGGUCCUGUGUCUCUACUGUCAGGUUCAGGAGACUUACACACUAAAUACACACUGUUACAUUCCUCACUAUGGAGUUGUUAAGGAUGAUGUCAAAUAUUUACUCCCUGGUUCAUUAUAAUUCCAGUCUUAUUAUAAUAAUGGGAGUUUGGCUGAUUUUAAACCUAUGCCAUGGAUUUGUACAAAGUAUUUUAAAACAUUUGAUUGCACGAAAUAACUAUAAAAGUUUGAAAACAUGAAGGGUUAUUUUUACAAGCCUAUAAUUUGACGAGAAAAAAAAAAAACUUGUCAAUGUUUUUAUAAGGAAGAAGACAAUUGGUCCACUCUUGAGUUGUUUGGUCUGUGCUGGUCCUAGUGGGUCAAGUAUCCACGGGUGAAACAAAUGAAUAAAAAGUAGAAAGUUGUCUAAAAAUCAUUAAUAUGAAAUACAUACAUGAAAUAAAAGCGCACAAACAUAACAAGAGCAUCUGAGAAGGAAGUUGUAAAAAAAAUGGGUUUAUAAAGCAGGUAAAAUGCAUUUGGUUUGGAGCAGCAAACAAGAAGCUAACAAAAUAGAAACACUGCCAAACAUAUUAUAGUCAGUUCCGCUGCUCUAAACUAUAUGCUCUUUUUUAUGCAGAAAGGCAGACUUUUGACUUAUAUAUUAACAGGAUCAAACAUAGAGCUCAUUAAACAUAUACUUUAGGAAACAAAUUGACAUAGCAGCUGAUUUAUAAUGUGAAAUGAGCGUAAUUUGAAACACAAACCCCAGACCAGACUCCUUUGGAAGAUAGUACCUCCAGUGGUACGCGUUGGACCCAUCCCGGCGCUAUGGAAACGAGCCUAAAUAUUUCACAUUUAACAGUGCCAACAUAAAGCUUUUGUAGAAGAGUCAAAAAGUAAAGACAACCUUGGAAAAAAAGAACCUUGAGACUUACUGAAAUAAAGUAAAUAUGACACUUCAGGAGGCGUAAAGUAAAAUAGUCCUCGGAAGUAAACUACAAACUCCCCACAGAAAGCUUCUACCUGGUCCAGGCAUUGAACCCAUGUCCUUGUCACUCCAAAGCAAAGGUCUUAACCACUGUGCCAUUCAAUAAAUCUCAACUAAGCCCAGUAACAUAUUUACCGUAGGAGCCAUAAUAAACAGGACCCAUGAUGACUUGACAUGACUUAAUAACUCCAUAGCCUUACACCAGGUGUGGGCAGACUAGCUGACCUCUUCAGUUACACAGACACAUCUCUAUACUACUCUUCUGUAUGGGUGUAUAUUCUGAGGGCACAGGUUUUGGUCCAUGUCUCAGUGCUGUGAGUUCAAAUGUCCCGAUGAUUUCAGUUUGUUUUCGACUAGUAGCGACGCAAAACGCCAAUACAGUUUAAUAUAGCCCUCGUUUUUAUCAAUGAACUUCUACUACUGCCAACAUGGAGUAAAUGAUAGUACAUCUGUUCAGUGUAUUAUAUAUAUAGAGGAGACAUUUUUAUUAUAGAUUUUGGUGAACCGGUUUGUGCGUUCUUGUAAUUUAUGUAAAUAAAAUGUGUUUUUUAUUAAUACUAUAC